Messenger RNA from Brassicogethes aeneus, 2338 nucleotides. The record is from the annotation of a GenBank genome assembly. NCBI's taxonomy places the organism in Eukaryota, Metazoa, Arthropoda, Insecta, Coleoptera, Nitidulidae.
CAAAAUAUUACUAAAUGGAUGCCUUUAGAGUUGAUGAAUUAUAACGAUUUGUUUGCGAGCUGUAAAGAUUUACAAACGACAGGAUUAAACCUCCUUCACAGAGUGUGUAAAGUUUUGACGAAGCUGAAAAGUAGGCAUAUAUAUAUAGUGUUGAAGGAGUUUGAGUUGGAGAUACAGGUACUUAUAGUCACUACUAGUGACUCACUAGAUAAAAAAAUAGUUAAUUAAGGGAAUAUUUUUUUAGGAUAUUGAGGAUAUAAGUACUACAAUGGGGUUUACAGUAAAACAAUUUAAUAAUAUACUUCCUAAAUUGACUGUUGAUAUGCCUAUUGUUUCAAAUAAAAUGAAAUUGUGGAUGGAUAUGUUGACUAAAGUUAAAUUAAAGAUAACUUUUUUUAUACAAGAAUUAUUACUUGAGAUUGCUUCAUUUUAUAUUUACUAUGGGGAAAAUGUUUUAGUAUUGACUUUAAAAAUUUCAACUUCCUAUAACGCUUUACUACAAAUGGACAGCAGAUUUAAUUUAACAAAAAAUACGAGUGUUUGCAAUAAUACUUGUCCUUAUUUAAUGUUUCCCAUUAGAAAAAUUUCUGUGACAAGAUUGUUGCAAAUCAUUGCUCAAAGUAGAGCAGAACUUUGUUGCCAUAAAUUAAUCGAUUGUUUGUUGGAAACUUACAAGAUGUUCGAUACUCACGAGGAUGAAGCUAAUUCAGAGAAUUCCAGCUUAGAGAUUUAUUUAGCUUUGACAAAACAUAUGUCCCCUCCCAUCGAAAUCGAGAAAAAAGACCCAAAAAAAGACAAAAUCACAAACCUCGACGAAACCCAAAGUUUCCAAAAUCUAGAAGAACUAAUCACAUACGAGGAAAAAAACGUAAUUGACCUACUCGAAACCACCCUAAAGGUGGCGCCACUGAUGUUGGGUCACGACGGCGUGAAAAAAUCGAGGAACAAGGAAAACCUGAAAAUCAACGAAAAAGCCAGAGAUAAGGUUUUGGAUUAUUACGAGGAAAUUUUGUGGGGCGAAGUUGGUAACUAUUUGGAACAUGUUAUUUUGUGGUGGACAUACUGCCCCAUGUCCACUAGACCUCCGCAUUCCAGCCAGCACUUGAGGGAGUGGAUCAACCAAUUUUUACCAACGGCCGACAUCCCAGGAGUUCUCUUAUCAGCUCUAUCCACUUUGGCAGACGCUCUUGGUGUCCAUGUAACAUCCACAUCCUGGGACCAACAAUUUCGCUUAGCGUUAGUAGCGUCCAAGUCCACAAAUAACUCAGAAACUGGCAAAUUAUUUCUAAAUGUUCUCCAAGAUCUAGUUAUGCUGUGCAAUCAAUGCGAGAGCACUCCUGAUUGGAUAAUUGGAGCGCCAUUAGACGAACUACCAUUGGUUGAGCAGAUUCCGGUGCUACACAGAUUAGAUCAUUCCAUUCAUACCACUAGACUCUGGGCUGCAAACGAAACGAAAAAGUUGGCGAACACUUGGAAUGUCGACUCGUUUUUUGGCAUAACCCACGGUGAUAUUGUGAAUUGUUUGUCUCAGUUAAACGGGUUAAGGAUGACUGACCACUCAAUUCAAAUUGAAAAAGGGGGGUUGGGAGUACAUGUCGAAGUUUGUACCUUGAUGAGAGCCAAGUUGGUCUCUGAAGUUGUAGUGAAUGGGCAAAAAUUGAAGGAUACCCCCAGUGAAUGUAUAGAAGUAUUAGCAAGCGUUUGUAGAACAAUAUGCUUGGCAAACCUCCAAAUGAUUUUUCCAAAAAAUCCAUAUUGGAAAAAAAUAGAGGACAUAGCACCAGACAAACCUAGCGAUUACGUAGAAAAAUAUCUAGAACGCAUUCUAACGCCCGUUAUAGCCGCUACAGAUGACUACGCCAUAAACGACAUGAUACUAAAACUAAUAUGCGAAUCAUGGCUGGACCACAUCUACAUUAACAAAAUCAAGUUCUCGCAUUACGGUGCCUGUCAAUUGUUGUGCGAUUUUGCCCAUGUUGCCACGUGGUUAAUAAACUCCACCAUAGUAACACAAUCGGUGAGGAAAAAGUUGGUUAAGAACGAAAUUUUAAGACGAUGCGAAGGUGUUGGUAAGUUGCUGUUACGAUGUCCCGGUGAUCAUUUGAAGAUGGCGGAUAAGAAUAAAAAACCGCCGAAAGGCGAGGAAAAUGAGAGUGAGGUAGGGGCGGAAUUGAUGCCUGCUGAGAUGUACGUUCCGAAUCAGGAGCAGUGGUUGGAGUUAAGGGCGGUGAAGAGGAAGGUUUUGUUCCCUACAACGCUGUGUUGUGGAAAUAAUAUGUAUUAAAAGGAACAUUACUUAAGUAGUUGCAGAUGUUAAAGGUUCUUAUUAUAUAUGAAA